AUAUUAUUAUAGAUGUCAGCCACUAGACAAGCGAUUCCCCAGGUGAGGAAUCCAACUUUACCUUCACAGACUACUCCAGAACAAAGGUAUUGGAGAAGUUACGUCAGUCCACAACUAAUCAAGGAAAACCAUCCUGUAAAUUGCAUAGAUUUUAAUCCAAUUACUCCAAAUGACUUUGCCAUUACUUCUUCCACCAGGAUUCAAAUAUUUUCCUCCAAGACCAGACAAGUUAUCAAGACCUUUUCCAGAUUCAAGGAUAUUGUAUAUUCCGGUAAGUUCAGAUAUGAUGGGAAGUUAUUAGUUGCUGCUGAUGCAACUGGAUUGGUGUCGAUCUACGAUAGUUACCAACCUAGAAACUUGCUCGUUAGUUUACAUCCAAGUUCCCACCCUACACAUGUUGCUAAAUUCCACCCAACUAUAGGAAAUCAGUUGAUUACUGGUUCUGACGAUAGAAUAUUAAGACUUUACGACAUAUCACAAACCACAAAGGGUCCAAUAGUUGAAUUCGACGGUUCUCACCAUACUGAUUAUAUAAGAAGCGCAAACUUCAUUCCUGGUAACCCUAAUUUAAUAGCUACCGGUUGUUAUGAUGGGAUUGUUAGAAUUUUUGAUACCAGAAACUUUUCCACUUCUCAACAUCAAGUUGUGGCUCAAUUUAACCAACAUAAUCCUAUAGAAGAUGUUCUUGCGAUUUCUUCAACUACAUUAGUCAGUGCUGGUGGACCGCAAGUGAGAAUCUGGGAUUUGACCAGAGGUGCUCAAAUUCAUGAGUUGAACAACUUUACCAAGACAGCUACUAGUUUACAUGAUACUGGUGAUAGAGGGUUGUUGGUAGGUUCGUUGGAUGGCCAUGUUAAGAUUUUCGAUUACACUUCUUCUAAUUGGGAUGUCCAAUUUGGAUGGAAGUUCGGUAGUGGUGGUGUCUUGAGUUGUGGUGUUUCUCCAGCUUCCAACGACCAUAAGCAUUUCGUGGCUGGUUUAACUUCAGGGUUGAUUUCCAUACGUACAAAGAAGACAGAACCAAAGGUAAAACAAGGUGUCAAGCAAGAAAAGUCUGCUGCAUAUGCUAGAAUGAUGAAAGGUAGAGACUAUGCUGGUGAAGAAGAACAUCGUAUUAUCCAAUCCAGUGCUCCUCAGGCCAAGAAAUUGAAACAGUUUGAGAAACACCUUAAUGCAUUUAGAUGGGCUGAGGCUUUAGACAGUGCAUUUGCUCCAGGAUUACCUAAAGAACAAACUGUGACUAUAUUAAAUGAGUUGAAAAAGAGAGGGAAAGUAAGAAUUUCCUUGUAUGGGCGUGAUGAGAUUUCAUUGUUGCCUAUUUUACAAUGGUUUAUUAAGAACUUAGAAGAUGUUAGAUCUUUCAACUUACAAUGUGAUUACAUUGGUAUCAUCUUGGAAAUGUACGGUUCCUUAAUAGACAAGAGUGUUGUCUUGGAAGAAUGUUUCUCCAAUUUACUCAAGAGAAUAAACAUUGAAAUUAAAAAAUGUAAAGAAGCCAAUGAAAUUAGUGGUAUGUUGGAAUUAUUAACUGCAUAGGGUGUUUGUACAAUAUAUAUAUAUUAAUACAAAAGUAAUCACCACCUUCUUUUCCUCUUUUUCUUUUUGAGUUCCUUUGCUUUAAGUUCCUUUUGCUCAGCAGCAUUACGACAAAAGUCAGAACAGUACCAUUUUACUUUACCCGUAGUAUAUUUCAUUGCUUCGACUCUAUUCAAUAGACCGACACAUUUGAAAUGGAACCAUUCUCCAUUAGGACACGAGUCUUCGUUGUCACAAGCUAUCAUGUCACCAGAAGAUCGUUGUUUACAGAAACAGUACACGUUGGUGUCUUCUUGUGGUUCUUCCUGUACUGGUUCCGGUUCCGGUUCGAUCUUAGGAAUAUUUCGUUUGGUUGAAGGUCGAGACUUGAUUGGCGGUUUUGUUUUUGCUGAUUUACUCACCUUGGCAACAGGUUUUGGUUUUUUCGCUAUCUUUGUAUUUAAUUUUGCUGUCUUCUGUAGGCUUUUCGGUAUUUUCAAUAAUAUCUUCAAUCCACUCUUUUUCGAAGGUUGUCGUUUUUGUUCUUCUAGUGCCUCCUUCUGUGAUUGUAAAGGAUACUUGGCAUAAUGUUCUUUUAAUUGACGCAGUAGUUGCUCUCGCUGCUUAUAAUGGUCGUGUAAGUUAACUUUUGACUUGUCAAUAUUUUGCAAUUGAUUCAACUCUUCUAUUAAAUUCAUUUUGUGCGUUGUAAGUUGGUUGUUCAAUGCACGUGCUUCCAGUAUUGAUUCUCGUGAUAAAGUUCUAAUGUUUUGUUUUAUUCGAAUCAACUUUUCAAUAUCCUGUUGCGUUAUAUCUCGCGUGGAUUGGUAAUGUUUUAGUAUCUCAUCUAUCUCAUGUUUACGAGCAUCUAUCUUGAUAUUGCAUGCUUGUAUUAGCCACACAGAUCGGAUGAUAUCACAAGGCAAAUGAUCAACUGUAGAUAUAAAAGCACUUGUAAGUGAAUGUGAGGGGAAUAUAUCGUUUUCCAUCGUCCGUGACUUU
Spathaspora passalidarum NRRL Y-27907 is the source of this 2517-nucleotide messenger RNA. RefSeq names its product snoRNA-binding rRNA-processing protein (gene UTP15). The record is from RefSeq and is a predicted model, not a curated record. Gene Ontology annotation, cellular component: nucleolus. Lineage: Eukaryota; Fungi; Ascomycota; Pichiomycetes; Serinales; Debaryomycetaceae. Gene Ontology annotation, biological process: positive regulation of transcription by RNA polymerase I; rRNA processing. The transcript has a single exon. The annotation marks the transcript as partial. Gene Ontology annotation, molecular function: protein binding.